UAGUGGGCGAAGCCGUGAAGCUAACAUCAGGGCUCAAUGCGAUGUAGUGGACGAUGCAUCCGAGAACGCUCGCGGCUCGCUGGGCGUUCAGUACGAUUUGAAUCUGAGGCCCUCGAUCGAACAAAUCUCAUAACGCAUUCUCUCCCCCGCAUCCCAUCUCCUGAUUGCCUUGCCAGUGUGUAUCCUGCAUUACAAACAACAUGUCGCUUGUCCUCCCAGGGGAGCAUGUUCCCGCGCAACACGUCAAUCUCAAGCUAGGCCCCGGACUGCUGCAGCAGUCAAGCCCCGGCGGGGAGUCGUCGAUCAUCGCGACCCGCGCCGGCGAGCUCAACCACUCUGCCAACCGCGCGCGGUGGUGGGUCGAGAGCAAUGCGCGGCGGUACGUCCCUGCGCCGCAGGAGUCGGUGAUCGGCGUGGUCAUUGCACGGAGUGGGGAGAACUGGAGGGUGGACAUCGGGGCGGCGCAUAUGGCGAACCUGGACGGGCUGGCGUUCGAGGGGGCGACGAAGCGGAAUAGACCGAACCUGAAGGUCGGGUCGCUGCUAUAUGCACGCGUUUCGCUCGCGCACAAAGACAUGGAGCCCGAGCUGGAGUGCUUCGACGCGCAGACACGCAAGGCGGAGGGGUUCGGCGAAGUCAAAGGGGGAUUCGUCGUGCAUUGCAGUCUCAAGAUGUGUCGCCAACUACUCGACCCCAAACAUUUCCUGCUCCCGAUGCUAGGCUCGCGAUUCCCGUUCGACGCGGCGACGGGGCUCAACGGGCGUGUAUGGGUCAACGCGAAGGAAGCGAAGCACAUCAUCGCCGUCUCGAGAUGUAUAGAGGCCGUGGACCCGGACGGCGGAGGGAUGAGCGAGGCUGAGAUGAAGAAGUUCCUUGGUACACUCGAUAUAUAGUGGUAAAUAGUCCAUGAGGUCGCGGUCGCAUAGCAUAGCACAUGUAUGAUACAUAAUAGUCGCAUAAUGAUACAACAGUCUCGAAACAAAGGUCAUUACAUACCCACGGCAAUCUAUCUGCCAUAUGGAGAUGUCUCCGCGGUCGCCUCCUCCUCGCCCUCACACGACAGCUGCACCAGCUUAAUCGUCAUCCGCCAGACGUGCCCUCUUCGUCGGUCU
Messenger RNA from Rhodofomes roseus, 1112 nucleotides. Its product is annotated as exosome complex exonuclease RRP40. NCBI's taxonomy places the organism in Eukaryota, Fungi, Basidiomycota, Agaricomycetes, Polyporales, Fomitopsidaceae. Gene Ontology annotation, biological process: CUT catabolic process; U4 snRNA 3'-end processing; poly(A)-dependent snoRNA 3'-end processing. Gene Ontology annotation, cellular component: nuclear exosome (RNase complex); cytoplasmic exosome (RNase complex). The record is from RefSeq and is a predicted model, not a curated record. The coding region runs from base 201 to 893 and encodes 230 amino acids. Gene Ontology annotation, molecular function: RNA binding. The transcript is spliced from 4 exons.